This is a messenger RNA of Coregonus sp. 'balchen', 6560 nucleotides long. The record is from the annotation of a GenBank genome assembly. NCBI's taxonomy places the organism in Eukaryota, Metazoa, Chordata, Actinopteri, Salmoniformes, Salmonidae.
AUGCCUUUCGGUAAUACCCACAACAAACUGAAGAUGAACUACUCCGCGGAGCAGGAGUACCCCGACCUCAGCCAGCAUAACAACCACAUGGCCAAGGUGCUCACUCCAGAGAUGUACGCCAACCUGCGGGACAAAGAAACUCCAAGUGGAUUUACCGUGGAUGAUGUCAUUCAAACUGGGGUUGAUAACCCAGGUAAAUAGUCAUAGUUUGCCGACUUAGGUCCCAAGUCGACUGUUAUGCUGCUUCGAGUGAAGUGGGUCGAGAGGGUAGAGGGCUUUAGUUAUAGCCCAACCCACUCAUCCGGUGCUUGGAUUUUGCAAUGUCAGUCACGUACCGGGUGAAAAACCACCUCUGUUGAAACGGUGACCUUGUUACCAAGGGCCUGUGCCGUGUCCACUAAUGCAAUGUUCAGUAUAAAACAAGGAAUGCAUUAUUUGUGGCCCUGUCGAGCUCAUUGUUCCAGUUAGGUAUCAAUGCAUUAGGACUGACAUGGGAUCCAUGGUCAUAGCCUAUUUAUUGUUCCAUUUGUCACAGCAGCAUCACCAACCACCUUUGUUGAGCAAGGUCAAGUCCACCAUUUGUCUACAUAGAACCAUUGCUGAGGAAGUGGCAUUACAGGCUAAAUUGAGGCCUUGUAUUUUAUUCCCCUCUAGUCCUCAAGGUUGUUGGGUCACAUGUCCAUUUAACACCUGAAUUACUGUGACUUUGCAUUGUAAUGUAGGCCUUUAAUUUGAUCAACUCUAUUGUGAGGCCCUACUACAACAUCCAGUGUAAGCGUCAACCAGCUGAAGAUGUGUACCGGUAUGCAAACUAGACCUGGGUUUAAAUACUAUUUCAAAUACAUUUUGAGGAGUAGCGUUUUCUGAUUUUGUAAAAAAAUACUAGUAGUUGGAUAUUGGAAUGUAUUUGGAAAUGCACAUGGACGGUAUUGGCAUGCAUUAAAAAAAAAUCUAUAAUGUUUUUUCAAAAACAAAUAUUUAAAUACUCCCAUGCAUCUUAACCCAGGUCCUACACUAGUAGUAUUUUAAAUAAAUGCAUUUGAAAAUACACAAGUAUUUAAAUGACAAAUAAUUAAAUACAAAUGCUUUUGAACCCAAGUCUGAUGCAAACCUCAGUCACCUCAACCUAAUGUUUUUCUUAACCACUUGACAUGUACAGCAUUAUGAAUAUCAACACAAAUGUGUAUUAAUGCCCAAUGGCUUCACCGUAGAUGGUGUUAUUCUGACAGGAGUUUGCAUCUAGAGGGUGGCUAAAGCUUUUAUUGGAACUAAGACCAAUGUGACCGCUGGCACAACUGACCACCAUUUUGUAUAAAAUUCCAAAACCGAUUCCUGUCAAAACCAAUGGACUGCAUUUUGUCAGUGAAAUCGUCACUUGGAGGGCAUCAACUGUUGGCGCCAUUUUAUUCCUAAAGGCCCAGUUUCACCCUGUCCCUAUUUUAUUCCAGGCCACCCCUUCAUCAUGACAGUGGGCUGUGUGGCCGGAGACGAGGAGACGUACGAGGUGUUCAAGGAGCUGCUGGACCCCAUCAUCGAAGACCGCCACGGCGGAUACAAGCCCUCAGACAAACACAAGACCGACCUGAACCCAGAUAACCUUGUGGUAAGGACACACAUGCCGAAUCGCCUCGCAUGCACACAACCUGAUUCACCACAUACACACACCCAAGGUUGGCAUACAUGAGUCAGUGUCGCAAACUAUUCAGGAAACCAAUUUGAAAUGUAAUUCAUCAAUAAAAAUCCAUAUUGGUCAUAAUGGCCACACAACCCAUUGUUUUCAAACCUCCAUGUAGCCCAUCCCUGGUUUACAGUCGCUCAAAUGUCCAUACCUGUUAGCUUUCAUGCUAAUUGCUAACGCAGUGGUUAUCGUUGUUUUGGCAGGGUGGGGAUGACCUGGACCCCAACUACGUCCUGAGCUCCAGAGUGCGAACUGGCAGGAGUGUCCGUGGGUUCUGCCUCCCCCCACACUGCAGCCGUGGGGAGCGACGCGCCAUCGAGAACAUGGCCAUCGAAAGUGCGUAACCGAGCCCUCUAUUCUCCAAUGCCUUGAGUCCCGCUGCAUGCCCUUUGUGAUGCUGCCCCCUGACUGCACUGAGUGGAACUUUGGCUUAAUCAUACUAUUGAAAUGAUGCCACACUGCAAUUGGCUUGCUGCUCUUGACUUGCAUCGGUUAAGACUUACUUAUUCUAGAUACGUUUUGUAUAAUGGCAGUGGUGGAAAAAGUACCCAAUUGUCAUACUUGAGUAAAAGUAAAGAUACCUUCAUAGAAAAUGAUUCAAGUAGAAGUGAAAGUCACCCAGUAAAAUACUACUUGAGUAAAAGUAUUUGGUUUUAAAUGUACUUAAGUAUCAAAAGUAAAUGUAAUUGCUAAAAUAUACUUAAGUAUGAAAAGUAACAUAAAUAAUUUCAAAUUCCUUAUAUUAAGCAAAUCAGUUGGCACAAUUUUCUUGUUUGUAUUUAUUUACAGAUAGCCAGGGGCACACUCCAAUACUCAGACGUAAUUUACAAACUAAGGAUUUGUGUUUAGUGAGUCUGCCAGAUCAGAGGCGGUAGAGAAUGUAGUAAAGUAAAAGUUGUCAAAUAUAAAUAGUAAAGUACAGAUACCCCAAAAAACUACUUAAGUAGUACUUUAAACCACUGUAUAAUGGAAUCCUUACCUAAAAUUGGCACUUUGAAAAAUAUAACUGCUUGAUUGUUGAUCUAAUCCUUACAAAUAUGCAACUUGCUUUAUAGUUGGUGAAAAAGGAUGACAACUCCCGUAGGCCUACUUGUUUUACUGACAUUCUCAUGUUUUUGUUCGCAGGUCUAGCCUCACUGGAUGGAGACCUCAAUGGCCAGUAUUACGCCCUGAAGAACAUGACAGACGAUGAACAGCAACAGCUGAUUGACGACCACUUCCUGUUCGACAAACCCGUGUCCCCCCUGCUGCUGGCGUCCGGGAUGGGCCGUGACUGGCCCGACGGCAGGGGCAUCUGGUGAGUUCCCCAGCCCAAGGGGCACCACGGCAGAGUGAGUUCUCCAUGUAGACUUGAACAGUCCAAAAUGGCUUCCUUUCAUGAUGGCAGAUGAGUAAAGGGAUUUAGAUUCUGGCAUUCUCCUGCCAUGCAGCUUUUCCAGUGAAUUCCUCCCAUGGGCUGUCGGUGUUCAUGAAGGAAGGAGCGAAAGUGCAGUAAGGAAUAUGUGCCAAUAAAAUGGACGUUAAUUAGUUGACCGCUUCAAUGGUCAAAUUUCACAGGAGGCCCCAUUUUACAAUUCUUCAAUCCACAUUCCAUACUCUAAAACAGGGCUCUCCAACCCUGUUCCUGGAGAGCUACCCUUCUGCAGGUUUCCGGUCCAACCCCAAUUAUGACUUAUCUGACUCCGCUUACCAACCAGCUAAUUUUUUGAAUCAGGUGUGCUAGACUAGGGUUGGCGUGAACCUACAGGAUGUUAGCUCUCCAGGAACAGGGUUGGAGAGCCCUGCUCUAAAAUAGUGAUAUGCAGUUAUGUGUUCUGAUGUUGUGGGUCAAUUAAAGGAGGCUCUGGGGUAAAGUUACCCUAGGUACAGAUCUAGGAUAAGCUACCCUCCCUAAAUCCUAACCUUAACCAUUAGUGGCGGAACAUUUAAAAACUGACCCAAGAUCAGGGUCUAUGGAUAACUUCACCCUACACUGGAGUACCAGCUGGAGGGUGCCUUCAGUGAGAAUAAACCUGAUCGUUAUGUACAAUGGUGUCUCCUUCCAACCGAUGGUGAACUAAUAUGUUGAUUUUGUUGACAGGCACAAUGACGGCAAGACCUUCCUGGUCUGGGUGAAUGAGGAGGAUCAUCUGCGAGUCAUCUCUAUGCAGAAGGGUGGCAACAUGAAGGAGGUGUUCCACCGCUUCUGCACUGGCCUCACAAAGGUGUGUGUGUGAUGUGCACUCAGGAGUCAAGGAUGUCAAAUGUGUAAAGUCCAGUCUAAGGCACAAUUCUACAAUGUAACGUUCAAAAGAAAUUGCAAAGCAAACAACUGCUUUAGGGUUAGUUACAUUUGAAUGCAGUCAAUUUGGGAGUCUACUUAAAAUUCAAUGCGAAAUGGCACUUUAAAAACUGUUGCAAAAAAGGGGGUAACCUUUAAACUUAAACUAGAAUAGUCCCAACACUGCAGUUGCUUUCUCAACACAACUUAUAACCUUCAGCCCCUUACCUCAGUUUCCUCUGACCUCUACAGAUUGAGACACUGUUCAAGGACAAGGGCCAUGAGUUCAUGUGGAACGAGCACCUGGGCUACGUGCUCACCUGCCCCUCCAACCUGGGCACAGGGCUGCGCGCCGGCGUGCACGUCAAGCUGCCCAACAUGAGCAAGCACGAGAAAUUCGGCGAGGUCCUCAAGAGGUUGAGGCUGCAGAAGCGUGGCACAGGUAUGUACAUUUUCCUGUUAGGAAAUGUAGAUGGGACAUUCUGUCUAGCAGUUAUUGGGAUUAAGCGAACAUCCAGCAGAUCUGAUAUAUUGCCCUGGAAUAGUCUCUCCAAAUUGUAUUUAUUAACCAAUGUUUGUUACUGUAGGUUGGUAAAACAUUGUGCAUUCAAGAUGUACCAUUUCUGAAAAGACUGCACACAUACAAAAAUAUUGAUUAAUAAAAAUCAGACUCGUCCUGAAACUGUGCACGUAUCAACAAGCAUUAAAACUCUGCCUGAAACGCUCAUUCCCUUUUUUGGGUGACAAUAACGCCCUUAUUGGAAUUAGGCCAAGGCAGUUUCUAAAGGCAAUGGCAAACUUAAUCAAAUGUCUCUCUGGAGGUGUGACAUUUGCUCUGACAGUUUCUGAAAGAAACUAUUGUAAAUUGUUGUGGACCUGUAAACAUGGUUUGUUUUACUUUUUUCCAAACCUAAAUAUGAUGCACUGCCCGCUAAUUCUGAAACAUUGUCUAUGUCGAAUUUAAAACUACAGUAGGCCUACUUAGUGGUAGUUACACACUCCCUUUCGGAUGCAUAGAGCAAAACACUUCAAAUAGUUUAUCUAAUAGGCCCAAUUAAAUUAGGGAUGCGCAUGGUAAUUUGUUGUAGGCUAAAGCUUAUUCUGCAAUGGUUAUGAAAAUGUUAUGUUUAUAAGUUAAAUAUUGUUUAUGUGAAACAUUUCAAAUUACAGUAGGCUAUUCAGAUGUACAGUACCCUAAAUGUAAAUCGAAAAGGUGAACCGUCUGUUCUACCCUUAAACUGCGCUCGAUUGGAUUGCAUGGAGCAAAAUACUUAAACGACUGUAAAGUGGGUCCAAUUAAAUGAUAGGAUGUUGUAGACAUAUUUGGCUACUUCAUGAGUAUGAAACCAUCAGUCAGAAAAGGUGAAUUUAUUCUGGAUCAUGGAAUGAAAUAGGAAAUGUAUGCCUAUUUCUUACUUUUAGAAUGCAAAGAUGCCAAAAAUUGCUCUUCUCACAAAUGGCAAAUGAUUCCAUCUUGUUAUAUUAAGGCUACCUGUUUUUGUCUUUUUUUAUGAAAAAGCAUGUCAAAUGGUAGGCAACUUGCCUGCUUGCAAUGCAAUACUUCAACCACUAGAGACUGUGCAUAUAUAUGCAUGGUCUUAUUGAGUGGGUUUUUGUCGGGGGGCCGGAACAGAAUUACAAAUUUGUAGACUGCAAAUUGACUGCAAGCCCUAACAGAAUAUUUGACGAAAUCAUUUCAAACCUUGCUUACAUUUUGUACACGAUCACGUCUCUAUGCGUGGGAAUACUUGAACAGAUUUACAAAAUUAAAAUCAAUUGGAGCUGAUUUUCAUGGUGUUUUUGUCCAACAAUGAAUUUUAAGUGUCUUUUCUCAGAACUUGGGGGUGCCAAAUAAAACCACCCACGGACUGCCAGUUGGGGAACCCUGGUGUAUAGUUUGCGGGAAGCUAAGCACAUUCUCACAUCAAAUUCUGUUUUUAUAAAUUCCAACUUUUGCGUGAACUGGCGCAUUUUGUACACAUGCAACAUUUAUAAAGAGGCCCCAGGACUUUGAUUACAGUAGCUGAAAUGUGUUAAAUUAGGGCUGCCUGGACCUAAAACCUGCAUACCCACUGGCUCUCCAGGAGCAGGAUUGGCCUGUCACCCUAGUGGCGGAGAAGCCAACCUUAUCCACCACCAUUUUAGCUCAGCUUUUCUUUUGUACUAAACAUGUACGCUCUGUGUCUCUCCCACUCCCCCCUCAGGUGGUGUAGACACCGCAGCAGUAGGCGGCGUCUUCGACAUCUCCAACGCCGACCGUCUGGGCUUCUCCGAGGUGGAGCUGGUGCAGAUGGUUGUCGACGGCGUCAAGACCCUCGUCGAGAUGGAAAAGCGUCUGGAGGGCGGCCAGUCCUUCGACGACCUGAUGCCUGACCAGAAGUGAACACGCUCCCUCAAACCUUCUGACCUCUUAUCUCUCACCCCCCCUUCACCAAUAUCGCCCCCUUGUCUCCAAAAACAAUCUUAACUACAUCAAGGAAAUGCACUCCGCCUGACAUAGUGGCACAAAAGUUAGACGAGUCUUCCAUCUGUGUGAUGGAUUUUGUAUCUCAAAUGCAGUCUUUUUGCAGAAUGUUUGAUGGAUAUGAACACCUGAAAUAAAAGUAUCUUUGGCCCAUGGAA